Topomyia yanbarensis is the source of this 7402-nucleotide messenger RNA. RefSeq names its product frizzled-2 (gene fz2). Gene Ontology annotation, molecular function: Wnt-protein binding; Wnt receptor activity. The transcript is spliced from 3 exons. Lineage: Eukaryota; Metazoa; Arthropoda; Insecta; Diptera; Culicidae. The record is from RefSeq and is a predicted model, not a curated record. Gene Ontology annotation, cellular component: plasma membrane. Gene Ontology annotation, biological process: non-canonical Wnt signaling pathway; canonical Wnt signaling pathway. Bases 1748 to 3694 code for a protein of 648 amino acids.
UGUUUACGGCCGUGGAGUUUAGUUGAGUUUAAAUCGUUGUAUAGGGUGGACGCUAUCUCGACAUCUGCUCGGAAAAGUGCCUGUCGUUUCUAGCAGUGAUACUUGUCUAAUUGAUGUGGCGGAUUUAAAUGUGAUUUCCACUAUAAAAAAAAACAAAUCAAUCCAGUGCGCAGUUUACGUAGUUCUAGAAACGAUGACGAGAUAAGUGUCGAUUGGAAAGAAGGUGUCAGUGAGCCAGAGUGUGUUGGAGAAAAAUCCAACGAUUGGAGCUCUACAAAGAUAAUGGAAUCGUGUUUGUGAUUGAUUUCAAAUUGGAAUAAGCAACAUUCAUUCUAGCCUGUGCACCAGCCGGAGCAGAUCUCUGCCCUAAGUUGGACAAAGUGUGAGUCGUGUUAGACGGGAAAACUCAGCAUCAGUGUAAUGUCAACAAAGUUUUGAGAAAACUUUACCUCUAUUCGUACCCGUGUAUUUAUUGUCAAAGUGCGUGCAUGUAGUGAUCGGUUUGCCACCCGAAGUACGCAAGCCCAUCGCCGUUUUCGUGGGUUGAAAAGCGCGCAGCGGAACAGUGUGACAAGGAGAAGCAAGAAGAGAAAAAGAUUACAACCUUGUCCCGAAUAUUUCGAUUUUAUUUCUUGUCAUUCGUCUUGUUUCGGUUUCGGUUGUUUGGUUUAGUGCAAGUAUCAAUUCUGUGUAUGUCUGUUUGCUCCCAGUGUCGGUAAUAUGCAAAACACAUGUGAUGCCAGCCGGAGCUGCGGGCGGAUUACGGUUACGGCGACAACUACGGCUAGAGCGGUCGAGUGCAAUCGAGAUUCCGAGUGUUCGCUGUGAGUUUCAUUACGUCAAUAUCGAGAGCAAGCGGCGACCGGUGACAGCCUAUCAGCCGUGAUAGCUAAACCAACCCUCCUCUUGAACAGGGCAUAGAAAAACAACAGUUUGUGCAUACACACACGCCGCUGACUUUACAUACAGAAGAGCGUUUUCGAACGUCCGUGCAGAAAACGGGGUGACAAGUUCUGCUCUUCAAAUUUGCUUCGUUGUACGCGUGCACGAGGAAGAAAGGUGGUUAGGAGUAGAACAGCAGCAGCAGCAGCGUCCGAAGCGGUGAGGAAAAACCAUCCGGGAAAGACGAAUCGGAGCGGACAGUGUACUAUUUGAGACGCUGAACGUCGAACAAUGAGCUAGUUGAACACAAUCAUCAACAGUGUCUGCUGACUUUCUUCGACUUUCUUCCGGCCCCAUCUUUUGGAUCUCUUAUCAAAGACCGAGCGAUUCCAACUUUAGUCGGUGCUACUUUUUCUCGCGCAUCAAAAGCCAUCUCUCGCUGCUGGCAGUACACACUGAUUUGGUGAACAAGUUUGCUGAAUUUAAUUUUCUUGCUGCCACCAUCCACCGGCCGACCGACCGAACAAACCAUCAGUAUCUCGUUAAAGGACAUACUCCGUACUUCGGUUAGAUUGUGGCACAUGUGCCACUUCAGCAACAUCUCCAGCAGCAACUAACCGGUGGUGCCAGGAGAGGUGCGAUAUGUGUGUUUGCAGCUGUAGCAGGAAGCAACGAUGAAGAUAAUCUAAUUGAAAAUUUGCACCCGGGCUGGACUGGGGACAACAAGCGCAGUCUCCGGAUAGCAACAUAACCGUAGUAAUCGUAUCCGCCAACAAGAAAGAAAGGAAACAUUUCGCCUCAUUUUCGGACCAGAAAAUUAGAUUCGAAAUCACAAUCGUACAUUAAUUUGCCACCCGCCGCAAAAAUGACACGAACCGCAAUCAGUGCGCUGACAGUUUGUCUACUGCUUCUAUGCAGUACCCGUGCCGAUUCCAGUUAUUAUGGUGGCACAGGUGUCAGUCCGGCACCUCAUCUGCCAGCGAUACCCAAAGACCCACACUCGCGCUGCGAAGAGAUCACAAUUCCGAUGUGCCGAGGUAUCGGUUACAAUCUAACGUCAUUCCCGAAUGAGAUGAACCAUGAAACGCAGGAAGAAGCUGGACUGGAGGUACAUCAGUUCUGGCCGCUGGUUGAGAUAAAAUGCUCACCUGACUUGAAAUUUUUCCUGUGUUCGAUGUACACACCAAUCUGCAUAGAAGAUUAUCACAAACCGCUGCCAGUAUGUCGAAGUGUCUGCGAGCGGGCAAGGGCGGGAUGUGCACCAAUUAUGCAACAGUACAGCUUCAGCUGGCCAGAACGAAUGGCAUGCGAGAACUUGCCCGUUUCCGGUGACAGCGACAAUCUCUGUAUGGAGCAACCAAGCGAAGACGAUGGCAGUCAUUCGUCUUCCGGUGGUGGAGGAGCAAGUGGCGGUGGAAGUGGUUCGCAUGCGAAACCAACCCGAAAAUCCCACGCGGGUGCUUCCGGCCAAAACAACAAAUGCAAAGGCAAGAAUUCAAAAAACUGCCAAAAUCCCCCAGGGGAAAGAACAAAAGAGUGCAUGUGCCGGUGUCGGGAGCCACUGGUGACCCUGGGGAAGGAAAGCCUACUGCACAACCAAAGUGUCGAAAGGGUCGGCGACGUCAUAAAUUGCGCGAUCCCGUGUCGGGGGGCGUUCUUCAGUCAGGAGGAAAAGGAUUUCGCCGGGGUGUGGAUCGCGCUCUGGUCCGGCCUCUGCGGCAUAAGCACACUAAUGACACUCACAACGUUCCUCAUCGACACCGAAAGGUUCAAGUAUCCUGAGAGACCGAUUGUGUUCCUGUCGGCGUGCUACUUUAUCGUGUCCUGCGGUUACCUAACGCGACUAUUUCUGGGACACGACGAGAUAGCAUGCGACGGGAAAGGCAUCAAGUACCCAAUAAUGGGUCAGAGUUCCUGCACCAUGGUCUUCAUCAUGAUCUACUUUUUUGGCAUGGCAUCAUCGAUCUGGUGGGUGAUUUUAUCAUUCACCUGGUUCCUGGCAGCCGGACUCAAGUGGGGCAACGAAGCUAUCUCAAAGCACUCGCAGUACUUCCACCUGGCGGCUUGGUUGAUCCCAACUGUUCAGAGUGUAUCAGUGCUGCUCAGGCCAGCCGUCGAUGGAGAUCCGAUUGCGGGAAUCUGCUACGUUGGGAAUUCUUCCGUUGAAAAUCUGAAGAACUUUGUUCUGGCGCCGCUGUUCGUCUAUCUAGUUGUGGGAACGACAUUUUUAAUGGCUGGAUUUGUAUCUCUUUUCCGAAUCCGAUCUGUUAUCAAGCAACAGGGUGGAAUUGGAGCUGGAUCAAAGGCCGAUAAGCUUGAAAAGCUUAUGAUUCGGAUAGGAAUCUUCAGCGUACUGUACACGGUUCCCGCUACGAUUGUAAUCGGAUGCCAUCUUUACGAAGCAAACUUCUUCGAGGACUGGAUGACCGGUUUGACGUGCCCGUGUAAGGCAGCAACAGGAAUCCGACAGAAGCCGCUCUAUUCGGUUCUGAUGUUGAAGUACUUUAUGGCCCUAGCAGUGGGUAUCACUUCCGGAGUGUGGAUAUGGUCAGGCAAAACAGUCGAAUCGUGGGGACGGUUGUGGCGAAGAUUGUUCGGUUCACCAGAUACAACCGGUGCCGGACAGGUGCUGAUUAAACCACGACCUCCACUUCCGCAGCCAUACGCCACCUCCGGCAUCGGUGUACCCGGGUCAGCCGCCGCAUCACUUCUCGCCACUCCAUACACGCAAACCAUCGGUAGCGUGGGAUCCACUAGUCAUCAUCAUCUGCACCACCAUGUACUCAAACAAACCCCAUUGAGCCACGUAUGACCUGGAGAUAUUGGCGGCGCUUCCACGCUCACUGCCGGAUCCGGCUCGGUGGUCGAUCCCCGAGCCGUCUCUGUCGUCGUAACGCUGCCAGGACCACAACCAGGACAAGCCCUGAGCGACUAUGGUCCGAUAUAGUUGACAGUGCGACCAGAUACGGCACGAUGGAUACCCAGCAAUUCGAGCGAUCAGCUGUGACCCGGACGCGCAUAAACGGGGAGGGACUUCACACACUGAUGUAUAUGUGCGUGUGUGGAGUUAUAAAAGUAAACAAGUGUAGAGCAAAGUUAUCGUAGUAGGCACACAUAGGUUUGUGUUUAAUUUGUACCAAGUGUAAGACAGGCAAAACCCGAAAGUUGUGUGAUGUAGAUGUCGUUGUUUCUUAUUGUAUGCAUUAAGGACAAGAAAAAAAGAGCAACUUACAAAGUGUACACAUUUCUAUGUAUAGGUUAGGUCAAAUGAUGUCGUGCUGGUCAAAAAUCGCACUGCUCCCUCCCUGUCGCCAUUUCUCUCUCAAUCAAACAUCAUACCAACUGCUACUACUAACUACUACUAUCAUCCUCUACAUCUCUAACUUAAGUACGAUGAAGCAGCUCUCUUUCUAGUCCAAAAUAAACACAAAUGUGUUUAGGAAACUGAUCCAUCGACAGAUUUUUAUACCCAAGAGAACCAAGGAAAAUGCUUUUUCUACAAACUUUUUAACAUCAAGCAAAACAAAAUUGUUAAUUUACCGAUGUCAUAAUAUAAUUGGAAUGCGGUAGAAGCAAAAAAUAGUCUACUUAUCGAAAAAAAAACUUUCUAACUGUGAACUAAUCAUGUGUUCUAAGUAGAACGGAAGCCAAAAUUCUCGUGGUGUUUCCAAUUGUAGCGUAGACCAGUUUGUAUCUCUGAACUGUUCCUCCUUAACUCGAAUGCCAAUUUUACCAUAAUGUAGCGCCAAAAAAGCAGCAUUCGAAAUACAAUACCAGAUGCGCUAGAGAGAAAUGACAAUACUACCCCCAGCAACUAGGUUAAACAACACUUCCGUCAAGCGAAAAAUAUAUAACAAACAAACUCACAGAAUGAAUCCAAAAUUUCACUGCCAAAAUCAUUAAUUUCCGGUCCACCAACAACCAUUAGUGAUCCAUAGAUCAGGUCGACAGUGCCAGGCAGCAAAUUUAUAAAUUCUAGAUUUUUGCAACCGCUGCCGGCGCUGCUGGAAAGCCAAACUCGCGCGUGAAUAAAUCAGACUGGACGCACAUAUAAAUCUAAAUUAACUCUGAUUAGCUGGUUCGGAGCAAAAUUGUCAUUACCACGAGCCGUUUCGAGCCAAACUGACACAGUUAGUCGGCAGAAAGACGGGAACGAACAUUCUUUCAUAAAAAUAAACGAAAGCAACAAAGCCGCGAGAAUGAGAAAAUCACAACUGCGAAAAAGAAGUAAUUAAAACACUCUUAAAAGGUGCAUUUCAUGAAACAUUCAUACGUAAUUAGAAUUAAUUUACUCGUUUAUGGUACAUAGGGAAGAAGCUAUUGAGCGAAACAGGCAAAGAGAAUAAAAAAUGAAAUAAAUUUUGAUUUUGGUUUAAUUUGCUAUGCAACUGUAGUUUACUUGCUGUCUAGAUUGGUUCGCAGCUAGGUGAUAUUUUGAUUUCUGUUCGUUUUGCUUGAUUUUAACUAGGGAAUGACAGACUGAGUGGUGAAUGUUUUCUUCAAACUAGCACUAUGUUCCGCUUUCCAUUAUAUGUUGAGUUUUUUUUUCCAUUUUGUUGGCCAAUUUUAAUUUGAAACACGAUCCUACUUUUUAAGCAUCUAGUGCAUGUUAGUUUAGAAAAGAGUUUCCCGAUCAGUCCGUCAUUGUAGCAUGUCAUGAGUUCUUGCGUUCGUAUUUUAAACAUCGAAAUGUGACUUUUGUUCACACUCAUCACUCGUACUUGGUUGUAGAGAAGCCUGCUUCGAUUGCCAUAACUUCAGUUAUAGAAGUUUUUCACUUAUAAUUGUUUAAGUAUUGUUUAUUUCAUGUAUAAUAAAACAUGCUCGCAGCAAGGGGCAAUUUAUACAGUUUUGUUCAUAGUUUUAUGAUUACUAAUACUAGCAACACUACUUUAGCUGUGUGUACAUAUCAUAAUUCUAGCUUAAAGUAACGAGGGUCGAGAUAAUCUUUCGCUAAACCACCGUCUGAAAAAAUUAUUUGGUAACUGGCUUUCAAUAAAAAAAAUAAAACAUUCAAAUUCACAUCGCAAAAUUAAAAUGUACAUUAUUUGUAAUUUAUUGAAUAUUGAUUUGAGUAGAUCUACAUCGAUGUAUCACAGCAAUUAUAAAUCGGGUUCGCAGAUGAGAAUGAUUGAGCGCAGUGUCAGUUAAUAUGCAUUUCUAUCUAAAAACUUAUUAUCAACAUUCGAUUUCUACAGGGCCUGGUCAGCUGUUUACGGUUCAUGCUACUAUUGAAAAAAGAUUAGUUGAAUUAAUUUGAAUAACAAAGUAACUUUUUUCAUAAUUGUUUCAGUUGCUUUACAACAAACAAAAACAGACUAGCUAUCCGAAGAUUAAAUAAACUUCCGUAUUCUCAAAACGUUUUGAAAGGGUUCGCCCAAGUGACAACCAACAAGAAAACUGCAGGAACUAUUAUAAAAGCAUAACACGAAGCAACCCUCAGCGCGCAAAUUCAUACCAAAUGAAGAAAAACGUGGGCGCAAAUACCUAAGCAAAGUUUACCGCAUCAUUAUACGAAAUUCAAAACAGUGAUUAUUCAAUUAGAGAACGUGAUUUUAAUUUCUCAAGCCGUUGCAUUGUUUCGUGGCGUACUACCAGUACAACCAUCCUACCCCUUCCUCUUCUAUGUGUCUGUGUCUGUACUGAUGGCUUCCGGAAGAGCAAAAUUACUCCCGAAAACAAACAGCGAUGAGCAAACGGAUGGUAAAAAACCUCCCAAAUCACCAUAACGACUCCUCGAAUUCAUAAUUGAUAAAUUGCCGGCAUAAAUUUACUUCUGAUUUCCUUCAUUCUCUGAAUUGUUUCUCCAAAGCUGUUUUCUGGGUAAAUUUCUCAAAAUUGGUACAAAAUAAUUAUUCACUAAUUGAAAAAAGUACAGGAAUCAAAACUAGAGACGUUGAAAAACGAAACUUUAGACAGAAAAGCAACGUAGCAUGAACUUGGACAAAUGCUGUCAAGAUCCUGUGUUUCAUUUAACACAAAUGAGAUGAUGAACUGUUCUCGAAUGCUACGCAUGGCUGAGAACAUUCCAUUUGGGUCUCAAGUCCAGAAGAGUAAAUAAUCAUCAUCUCUUUGUUCGAUACAGCAUCUAUUUUGCCACUAAACCCAACUUUAACUCUUCAGCCCUGGCAGCUCUAUCCGUUCAGUGUAUCUUUUUACUCUAUAUUUAUUUUGUUUUUUCGAAAGAAGAAAAAUGCUAAGAGAAACAGAAUAAAAUAAACGGUGUGAAUGAAAUCUGGUUUUAACAGAUACAUAGACUGUAUACGAAUAUUUUGAAUUAUAAUUACAAUUACUAUUGUCGUAUUUGAGCAUAAUUACUGUAAUGAUGCAAAUAGUAAGGCAAGCCGUAGUGUAUAAACAAAUAAUAACGAAACACAAGUAAUGAAAAAACAAUGGAAGCAAAAAUUAUACAAUAAGCAGAACAAGUAAAAGGCAAAACAAGAAAAUCUUAUAUAUAAAGUGAAGCAUAUUUUUAAUUGUUUAAUAAAUUAUUAAAAUAAUAUGUAAAACCAACUGAAAA